Messenger RNA from Gorilla gorilla gorilla (western lowland gorilla), 510 nucleotides. Its product is annotated as glycophorin-B-like. Bases 22 to 510 code for a protein of 162 amino acids. The transcript is spliced from 6 exons. Gene Ontology annotation, cellular component: plasma membrane. Lineage: Eukaryota; Metazoa; Chordata; Mammalia; Primates; Hominidae. The record is from RefSeq and is a predicted model, not a curated record.
GAACCAGCUCAUGAUCUCACGAUGUAUGGAAAAAUAAUCUUUGUAUUACUAUUGUCAGAAAUUGUGAGCAUAUCAGCAUUAAGUACCACUGAGGUGGCAGUGCACACUUCAACCUCUUCUUCAGUCACAAAGAGUUACAUCUCAUCACAGACAAAUGAUAAGCACAAACGGGACACAUAUCCAGCUCAUAGUGUUAAUGAAGUUUCAGAAAAUUCUGUUACAACUGUUUACCCUCCAGAAGAGGAAAAUGGAGAAACGGGACAACUUGUCCAUCGUUUCCCUGUACCAGCUCUUGUAGAGAAAAUACUCAUUGUUUUGUGUCCGAUGGCUGGUGUUAUUGGAAUGAUGCUCUUAAUUUAUUACAGUAUUCGCCGACUGAUAAAGGUUUUCAUGCCUCUGGGAUUGGGAUUAGAGAAAGAAAGCAAAGAAAGGACAUUUUUUUACUUCACUGUUCACAGUGUAAUCGUGUGCCUGACGGCUGUAGCUACUAACUUGGCUUACAUUGACUGA